Xenopus tropicalis (tropical clawed frog) is the source of this 1500-nucleotide messenger RNA. It is a transcript of the gene aspdh, whose product is annotated as aspartate dehydrogenase domain containing. The transcript has 8 exons. Gene Ontology annotation, molecular function: oxidoreductase activity; NADP binding; L-aspartate dehydrogenase [NAD(P)+] activity. The record is from RefSeq and is a predicted model, not a curated record. Gene Ontology annotation, biological process: NAD+ biosynthetic process. NCBI's taxonomy places the organism in Eukaryota, Metazoa, Chordata, Amphibia, Anura, Pipidae. The coding region runs from base 134 to 988 and encodes 284 amino acids.
CCAAUGUGCUGCUGGCCAGUGAGGCUCUGGGGCAAAGUAUAAAGAUAAUCUCUCCUGCUGUGUAACCGGCGCCAACACCGAUCCACAAGAGCAGAACUGAACAGAAAAGCCCCAUUGGCUCCUGUAGCGAAAAAUGUCGGAAGAAAGAAGAAUGCGGAUUGGAGUUGUGGGAUACGGACAUAUAGGGAAGUAUCUGGUAGAUAAAAUAGUGAGAGAAGGGGCAAAUCAUUCCAUGGAACUCGCAUUUGUUUGGAACCGGAGGAGGGAAAAGCUCAGCGGGGCGGUGGAUCCCCGUCUGCAACUUCAGGAUCUCUCCGACUGUCAGAGAUGGGCAGCGGAUCUGAUUGUAGAAGUGGCCCACCCUUGCAUAACCCGGGAAUAUGGGGAGAAAUUCCUUUCUGUGGCACAUUUUCUGGUUGGGUCUCCCACUGCCCUCGCAGAUACAGUCACUGAAGCAAAGCUGAGGGAACGGGCGAGGCUCUCGGGGAACACCCUGUAUGUUCCUUGUGGUGCAUUGUGGGGAGCAGAAGACAUCUUUAAAAUGGCAGAACGAGGUACUCUGAAGGGUCUCAGAAUUACUAUGACAAAGCACCCAAACAGUUUCAAGCUGGAAGGGGAUUUGGUGCAGAAGAACCAAGAAGCCAUGAGUAACCGGACCAUUCUGUACGAGGGCCCCGUGCGCGGAUUGUGCCCCUUGGCGCCCAAUAAUGUCAAUACAAUGGCCGCUGCCUGCAUGGCUGCUCAUACACUGGGGUUUGAUGGGGUGGUUGGGGUGCUGGUGUCUGACCCAAGCGUUCCAGACUGGCAUUUUGUGGACAUUGAAGUCACCGGAGGAACCAUUGAGAAAACGGGACAAGUGUUCAGUGUGAAGACCAGUAGGCGCAACCCCGCGGCGCCAUGUUCUGUCACUGGCAGCGCCACCUUCGCCUCAUUCUGGAGCAGCCUUCUGGCUUGCAAAGGCCAUGGAGGAAGAGUUUAUAUCUGCUAACGGGACUCAUUUACUGCUUGUACAAUAUCAAAUGAAGCAUUUGUAUCAAUGGAGUUUAACGUACUUUUUAAAAGGCAAAACAUACAAUAAAUGUAGGGAACCCAUAGAUACAUGCCCCCCAAGCACCCCAAACCUGGGGCAAUGACAGUAGCAACUUGUUGCCAUACAGACACCCCUUUACCUGUGAAAUCCCCCCACAAACCAUUUUUCUUAUUUUUCCACAUUGAGGCAUUUGGGCCAUCACUGACUUCCUACAUGAAGAAUUCUCUAUGCAUUUUUUAUAGAAUUCAAGUUUUUGUAACUUUCCUAAAAAAUUAAGGGAAAAAAUUACCAAAAUGUAUUUUUUUCCUUUAAGAUAAAGCAGUGAAAUGGUGAUUUGUAUCAGCCUCGGGCGUCUCCUGAAUGAAACAAUACUCACAGGUAAAGGUGUGGUCACCAGAUAAGAUCAAAAACUCAUUUCAAGGCUUAUUUUAAAGGGACAUCCCAAUAAAAGUUCAUUUCUUCUUUAAUAA